Linum tenue is the source of this 945-nucleotide messenger RNA. The record is from the annotation of a GenBank genome assembly. NCBI's taxonomy places the organism in Eukaryota, Viridiplantae, Streptophyta, Magnoliopsida, Malpighiales, Linaceae.
AUGAGAGAUUUCCCCUCUUGUUUCAGCGAGAAUGGAGUUCAGGUAGCCGAUUCUUCUUCUUCUUUUGCCUCGUCUUCAACCGUCACUAAAACUGCUCAGAAUCUAGUCACUUGCUUGUACCAAUGUCGAAUCCGUGGCCGUUCCUGCUUGAUCACUGUCUCCUGGACCAAAACCUUGAUGGGUCUAGGACUAGCCCUUGGAAUCGACGAUUCCUCACACCAUUGUCUUUGCAAAGUUGAAAUUAAACCGUGGCUGUUCUCUAAGAAGAAUGGGUCGAGGAGCUUGGAAGCUUACUCAUGUAAAAUAGACGUCUAUUGGGAUCUCUCUUCAGCGAAAUUCGGAUCCGGUAGCCCUGAACCACAACAAGGGUUUUACGUCGCAGCUGUAGUAGACAAGCAAAUGAUUCUCCUUCUGGGGGACAUGACUAAAGAAGCCUUCAAGAAAACCAACGCCAGUGCCAUUCUACCUCUUACUUCUAGUGCUGUUUUUGUAGCCAAGAGGGAACAUCUCUCUGGCAAGAAAGUGUUCAGCACUAAGGCUCAAUUCUGUGACAAUGGUCAGGUCCACGAUCUCGUCCUUGAAUGUGACACGAUUGGGGUCAGCGAUCCGUGCCUCAUGGUUCGAGUGGACCGCAAAACGGUGUUGCAGGUGAAGCGGCUGAAAUGGAAGUUCCGUGGCAACCACACCAUACUGGUUGAUGGUUUUGCUGUUGAAGUUCUGUGGGAUGUUCAUAAUUGGCUGUUUGGUGGGGGUAGUUCAGUAGGGAAUGCUGUGUUUAUGUUCAGGACGUGUCUUGAGAAGCUGUGGGGCGGAGGAAGCCAGCAGCAGCACGACGAUGAUAUGAGUUUGUUGACUUGGUCAUCAUUCUCACAGAGAUUCGUGGACUGCAAAUCACAUCAAAAUCCUGAUUUUAAGUUGGUCUUGUAUGCUUGGAAGAGUGAAUAG